Molecule: messenger RNA, 1044 nt
Organism: Trematosphaeria pertusa
Lineage: Eukaryota; Fungi; Ascomycota; Dothideomycetes; Pleosporales; Trematosphaeriaceae
Product: S-adenosyl-L-methionine-dependent methyltransferase
Exons: 2
Molecular function (GO): O-methyltransferase activity
Source: RefSeq, a predicted model, not a curated record
AAGUUCCAAUACAUCUCCUGCCUCUCCUGGCUCUGCGAAUACCGCAUCUUCCACCUCGUCCCGCUCGACGCCGCCGCCAUCAGCUAUGCGGACCUCGCCGCCGCCACCGGCGCCCCAGAGCAGCGCCUCAAGAGCAUCCUCCGCAUGGCCAUGACCAGCGCCCUGUUCCGCGAGCAGCCGUGCGGCACGCGCGUCGCGCACUCCGCCGCCUCGGCGCUGCUGGCCCGCGACUCUGGUGUCUACGCCUACGCCGCGUACAUGUGCGCGCGCUCGGCGCCGACCGCGAUGCAGAUGGCGGCUGCGCAUCGCCGCUGGGGCGCCGCCAGUACGCGCCCGAACGAGACGGCGUAUAAUGCGGCGUUUGGCACGGAGCUGCCGUUCUUCGACCACGUGGCGCGGGACGAGCGCCGCGUGGCCGAGUUUGCGGCGUAUAUGCGGAAUGUGCGGAGUAGCGAGGGCGUGGAUCUGAAGCACCUCGUUGCGGGGUUUGCGUGGGAGGAUAUCCCAGAUGGCGGCGUGGUCGUCGACGUCGGCGGCUCGACCGGCACCGCGGCCAUCGCCCUCGCCACCGCAUUCCCACACCUCACCUUCAUCGUGCAAGACCUGCCCGCCAACGCCGCCCUCGGCCGCAAAGCCGCCCAGGACUCACUCCCGCCGGACAUCCUCUCCCGCCUCGCCUUCCAGGGCCACGACUUCACUUGCCCGCAGCCCGUGCGCGGCGCCGCCGUCUACCUGCUGCGCAUGAUCCUGCACGACUGGCCGGACGACGUAGCCGCGCGCAUCCUGCGCCACGUCGUCGCGGCCAUGGACGCGGAGUCGCGCCUGCUGGUCAUGGAUACGGUGCUGCCGCGGCCGGGGGCGGGGCUGGUGUCUGAGGAGCGUAUUGUGAGGGCGAGGGAUCUGACGAUGAUGCAGGCGUUUAAUAGUGGGGAGAGGGAGUUGGAGGGGUGGGUGGAGUUGCUGGGGCGAGUGGAUGGGCGGCUGGAGGUUGUGGGGGUGAGGGAGCCGGUGGGGAGUGCGAUGGCGGUUUUGGAGGUUAGGGUG